Messenger RNA from Trichoplusia ni (cabbage looper), 1335 nucleotides. RefSeq lists its product as uncharacterized. The record is from RefSeq and is a predicted model, not a curated record. The coding region runs from base 71 to 1174 and encodes 367 amino acids. The transcript is spliced from 7 exons. Gene Ontology annotation, biological process: cell-matrix adhesion. Gene Ontology annotation, cellular component: cell surface. Lineage: Eukaryota; Metazoa; Arthropoda; Insecta; Lepidoptera; Noctuidae.
UACGUAACUUGGCUACCGAUCAUUUCUAUCGGUGCCACAACAGAGCCCGAUAGCUGAAACUUGGUAAUUAAUGUUUAAAGAGUUUAUGAUAAUGUUAAGUUCGAAGGUUCAGAUUUGUUCACUAUUAAUAUACAGUUGUUCAAUAACGAACAUCGUAUGUACGUUUAGCGCCACUGAGUCUAUAGAAGAUUUGUGUCUUGAUUAUGAAGAUGAUAGAAAUUCUUUGAUAGCUGUGGCUGAGAAAGACAAAUUGGAAGUGUAUGAAGAAUUUUACGAUGAAUUAGACAACAGAAUAAGAGUCGAACAGUCUAUGAACAUGAUCUUUUUUGGACCUCCUAGUUCCUUUUUAAGACUCGAUCCAGAGUCAAUUUUGCAUAUUUUAUCACACACUAAAAAAGAAAUGAUUCCAAUAUCCCGAACUUUAUUAGCAUGGGACAUAAUAACAGAUGGAAAAACAGCUGCUUUCCUACAAGGUCGAGAAUUUUUAGCUUUCGGAUGGCUAUUAAAUGAAGUCCCUGAAGAAGAUCUAUAUUACGUUAAUUUUGGCGAUCCCUCCGUUCUUAAAUACUUUUCGACUAAUCGUUUAAAAUUAGAUCCUCGAAAGUUCGGUGUAUUAGCAGCAGCCUAUAGACGAUAUUUUGGCGAUCAUUGGUACAAUAACAGUACAUUUAUCAACGAACUGGGUUACUUACUAUGUGGCUUUCCACCAACUGACUUGGAAAAAAUAUCGCCCGCAACCUUCAAAGAACUUAGUCUGGAAACUCUAAGCAAAGCCGGAAAAUGUAACUCCAAGCAAGCUCAAACAUUAUAUUCCAUAGCAGUUCAUCCUGAUGCCUACGGUGAGCCAUAUAAAUGGUCAUCUCACGAAAUUGGCAGGCUAAGCGCAUUAUUCACAUGCAUUCCAGAAGCAGAUAUUAGUUCCAUACAGUUAGAAGCUGUUACAGAAAUCAGACCAGAAGUUAUGAGUGCUAUGAAUCAGGAUAAGUUGGAAUUCUUUACUAAGCAGCAGAUUUUGCGAAUGAAUCUAAAAACCAGACGAAUUUAUAUAUUAAGAAUGCAGUUAAAAAGUAGCUACGACAUGGGUGAAAUUGCAAGACAACAAAUCGCUGUAUCAAUUAAACCAUUUGUCCUACAAAUUGUUUUCAACAUUGUUGCCCUGGCUCUUUGUACUUAAUAUUUUUUCUUUGUAAUUAAUCUUUCUAAAAUAAAAUACCAAAAUGAUUUUGGCUUGUUGGUAAUCGUUGACACAUUGUUUAAAAGUAAUAGAAACAAUCGCAUCGAAUUUUGUUUGUUUGUAUAAUAAAUGCCAAUUUGUAAACGGAAACUAAAUAUAAA